AUGGCUACUACCGCCACCUCAAAUAGUAAUGGUUACAAUAAGGAAUACACCAGUGAAUCUGGUUUGAGUAAUACUCAGGAUCAUGCCCCUAUCAAUGGAGGAGGUGUUAACAGUAACCCCAAUGCCCACGCCUCAAGAGGAUAUGAUUAUGGUGGAAACCCAUUGGCACAUAUGAAUACUGGAGAGUCCGCCCGAUUCCCAGCAUUUGGUGGAGAAUUUCAACCCGGUCUCUAUAAACCUACGACGGAAAGAAAAUUCGCCAAUCCGGCACCUCUGGGUCUCAGUGCUUUCGCUCUGACUACUUUCGUCCUGUCUCUCAUCAAUAUUGGAACGGCUGGUGUUACCAAGCCUAGUAUUGUUAUUGCGCUCGCUUUCGGUUAUGGUGGUCUGGUUCAACUGCUUGCUGGCAUGUGGGAAAUGGCAGUAGGAAACACUUUUGGUGCCACUGCUCUCUCAUCUUUCGGGGGAUUCUGGAUUUCCCUCGCGAUUGUCCUCACACCUGGUGGAUUCCAGAUUGUAUCCUCAUACCAAACCACCGGAUCCGGCAUCAACGAUUUCAACAACGCAUUUGGAUUUUUCCUCAUGGGAUGGUUCAUCUUCACAACCAUCCUCUUGAUUUGCACGCUCCGUUCUACCGUUGCCUUUUUCCUGCUCUUCUUCUUCCUCGACUUGGCAUUCUUGUGUCUUGGAGUCGGUCACUUGCGAGCUAAUGCGGCGGGAGCGCCUCUCUCUGGUGCAAUCAAGGCGGGUGGAUAUUUCGGCUUAUUCGCUGCUUUUAUGGCUUGGUAUAAUGCUCUGGCUGGUCUUGCAGAUGAUAGUAACUCCUUCUUCGUCAUCCCAGUCGCUCAUUUCCCAUGGUCUGUCAAGGGCCGCGAACGUCGCAGCAAGACUGAGCGCGAAACAGUCUAA
Botrytis porri is the source of this 909-nucleotide messenger RNA. RefSeq lists its product as uncharacterized. The transcript has 3 exons. The coding region runs from base 1 to 909 and encodes 302 amino acids. Lineage: Eukaryota; Fungi; Ascomycota; Leotiomycetes; Helotiales; Sclerotiniaceae. Gene Ontology annotation, molecular function: acetate transmembrane transporter activity. The record is from RefSeq and is a predicted model, not a curated record. Gene Ontology annotation, cellular component: plasma membrane.